UUGGUGUAGGUGGGAGUUUAACUUAGUGUGGCCUGUUUGUAGUUUAUUUAUUUCAUUUUUAUUUUUUUUAUGAUGUCAGUCAGGUUUUAUAGAUAGAGGUAAAACAUUCAUUAUAUUAUUUAGGGUCACUGUCCCACGUGAAUGUAUAUACGUAAGGUCCCCGACAUAAGGAGGUGUUAAUUGACAUUUGUAGAUAGUGCUGGAGAUUAAGGGUCUGCCCGGAGGGGGCUUAUGAUAGGAGGGGAUACGCCGAAUAGUUGCUGAAUAUACUAAACAGACAAAGGGCAUAGAAUGUCGGUGCACUUGGAAACAAGUUGAACCAAUUAGGUAUUUAGAUCAAUGAAAUUUUAAAUAAGGUAUUUAGAUCAAUUAAAUUUUAACUAAAAGUAUUGAAAUGUUUUGCACUAUUUUAAAUGAAAGUAUUGAAAUGAUUUGCACUAUAAUUAUAUUAAUAUAUGUAGAUGACAUCAUAAUUCUUGUAACGUUUCCAGAACAAUUGAAACCCCAAGACAGUAUUCCAAAAGAUCAAAGAAGCAGGACUCACUCUAAAACCAAGCAAAUGUAAAUUCGCGACAAAACUAGACACCUAAUUAAGACAUAUCUUCAGCAAAGAUGACAUCCCUUUGGAUCCUUCAAAAAUAUAUUAAGUCCCAGGGAUCCUAUCCCCUAAAAAUGUCCACGACAUACGUCAUUUCUUAGGUUUGACCUGUAUUAUCGCAAUCAUGUGGCAAACUUCUCUGAUAUCGCCUCCACUCGAUACAAUUGCAACCUUCUGAAAAAACACGCAUUUUUGCGAAUGGUCCAACAAUUGCCAACAGGCAAUCGAAACGACAAGGCAAGCCCUUACAACAACCCCAUCUUUGCCAUCCGACCACAACAAACCCUCCAUCUUCAUAACUGUUGCAUGUCCAACUGCAAUAGGGUACAUUUAGGCCAACUUUAUUCCCAUUGAAUAACUUGUAAUGAUGUUAUUAAUUCGUGUCUUUUGACAAUACAAGUAUCUUCCUUGACAUUGGUCCAGUUCAAGGAUACCUUGUCCAAGGAUACAAUACAGUGACUUGUAUAUGUCCUCUUGAAAUAGAAGAUUUGAAAUGAUUUUUAAUAAAUAAGAGUUACAGACAUAAUGCCUCUCAUGGGCAUGUCUCUCUGUCACAGAUUAUGGCUUUGUAAACGAAAUACUCUACAUUGAUGAAGAUGGCCAUGUUCAGGUGGCCGAGACUUUUUUAUUGAGCCUGAGUUAUUUUUUUACAGGCCGAUGGAGGCAGAUUUUUUUAUGUUCACAAAAUUAUGAGCUGGUAAGAGCUCUCUGAGAUGAGUGCAGCCGAGUGCCCUCGCGCGUGAGCCACGGUAGUGCUAUAGCGCGUGAAUUGAGCUGUUGGUAGAGGGCGAGCCGCGCCCAUUAAACUGCUUUGUUGCAAGGCCAAAUGGACUUUUUUCAGUUUUGAGUCCAUUCUGAUACUAGGCCGAUUUGACUACAAUUCAAUAAAAUGGGCCGUUAUCACCAAAACGGCUGGUGCAUUUUGAUUGGAAUCCAACCCCAUUACCAUGCCUAUCCACAGGAACUCGAUGAUAGCAGAGACCAUAUAGUCUAUGGUCUCUGAUGAUAGCGUGUAUAACAUAAUAUAUUCGUAUAGAAAAAAACCACACCCUUUUAUACAGACUAUAUAGAGGGGUGUGAUUUGUUUUCUCUAUAUACACGCUAUCAUCGAGUUCCGUGUGCCUAUCCACGUGAAUUCGAAAGUGUGUUCCGAUUGCUAUGCGAUAGAAUACGAUGAUAUCCGAAUGCACCAGGAAGUCAUAACGUAAACAAACAUGAGAGACACGGAUAUAGAACAACGAGUCACGACGUUUGCUUUGUAUCACGAUUUCUGAAUGUAUCUAAUUCUGGUAACUGAUGUCUACUGCUAGUAUUGGAAUACAUUAACUCUCGGCAUUGUCAGACUCAGACCAGGUCGAAGUUAUUCACGAAGCUGCCAAAGGGAAAGGUAACAGCCCUGAGCACAGACGAAGUGACGAUGUCGUUAUUAUGUUUGUACGUGUUAUAUGGGACUGUGUGAUUCGCCAGGCUGUUGUGUGUGCUGUCUGUGUGUAUUUUGCAGGUCGUGUAUAAACAGUAAUUUCUGGGCAAGAACCGAACGAAACACGACAAACAUUACUAUUUCUACCAAGAGUCUAAAACAAGAUGAAGUUCAAGACCGUGAAAGAAGGGGAGCAAGCUGUUGUCUACAAUCACCUUGGAGAGGGGGCCCUUGUGAUUGGACCACAGAGAAUUUAUCUGUUCCGGAAGCGCCUGCACCUUCUGGACCGCUACACAGCUGAUGCCAACCAGUAUCUUGUGAUGAAAGACAAGGAUGGUGUGGUGAAACACAAGCAGGGACCGUGCGAGGUUUUCUUCAACCCUCUGAUUCUCGACUCCAUCAAGACAGAAAACGCAUGGAAGCUGGAUGCCAACCACAUGGUAGUGGUCUACAAGAGACUGAAGGACAGCAAUGUUCAGCGUCGGGUCAUACAGGGCCCGGUAGUGUUUGUUCCCCAGGCAGAAGAGUGGAUGCAUACGUUUAGCUGGCAUGGCAGUGACCUGGACAACCAGGGCCGGAUGAUCCCCGCAUACAACAAGUUCACCCAGCUUACAGUCAUCCCAGAUCAGUUCUAUUAUAAUGUUCGAGAUGUGCGGACAAAUGAUGACACCAUGAUCACAGUAAAGCUGAUGUUGUUCUACUCCAUCGUAGAUGUUGUGAAGAUGCUUGACACCACCCACGACCCCAUUGCUGACCUCAUCAACGCAGUAUGUGCAGAUGUCAUUGCCUUUGUUGGAAAGCUCAGCUAUGGGGCUUUUCUUGAGAAAUCUUGCAUAUUGAAUGACCUUGGAACAUACACUCAACUGAUCCACCGCUCAGAAAGGGUUGGUUUUAACAUUGGCAAGGUGGUGUACAGGGGCUACCAUUCCAGCGACCAGUUACAGGCAAUGCAGAACAAUGCCAUAGAGUCCCGAACACAGAUGAGGCUAGAGGCCGAGGUGGAAGACCAAGAGCAGAAACUGUCCCACUUCAAGCUGUCCAAGGAGCAGGCCAGACUGAAACACAAUCACAAGAGUGCAGCUAACCAUCAGAAGCUGCAAUACUUGACCCAACUGCAAUCCCUGGGGGUCAACCUUGACCAGUAUCUGGUCAGUCAGCAGCAGCCUCCCAUCAGAGAGGAGAUACAAGUCAUCAAGAUGUAGAUGUCAUGACAUGGUAGAUGGUGGUGUUACUCACAUCAUAUUGCUAUGUUCUUCAUAUGGUCAUGAGAUAUGGCUCAUAUCACACAACACCCAUCAAUAUCUGGCAUUCAGUGCAUGCAUAGUAUAUCUUCACAAAUAUAUCAAAUGUAUUAUAAAUAUGUGGUACUUGUUGCUUUUUCCCAUUAAAUGUGCAACUUAUCAUGUUUCUGUUCACCUCUCAGUACAUAAACAUGACUGGACUGUACAGCUAAUGGUGACAGCUGACCUGUAUGGCCAUGGUAUAACAGCUGCACUGUAAACUUGGUACAUAAUAGCUGGAUUAUAUAACCAUGGUAUAACUGCAGCACUGUCAACUUUGUAUAGCAGCUGGAUUAUAUAACCAUGGUAUAACAGCUGCACUGUAAACUUGGUACAUAAUAGCUGGAUUACAUAACCAUGGUAUAACAGCAGCACUGUUAACUUUGUAUAGCAGCUGGAUUAUAUAACCAUGGUAUAACAGCAGCGGUCAACAUUGUAUAGCAGCUAGAUUACAUAACCAUUGUAUAACAGCAGCACUGUCAACAUUGUAUAGCAGAUGGAUUAUAUAACCAUGGUAUAACAGCUGGAUUGUGAAACGAUGGUGUAACAGUUUUGUAAACAUGGUAUAACAGAUGGAAUAUAUAAUGAUGGUAUAACAACAGCACUGUAAACAUGGUAUAAUAGCUUGUAUAUAUAAUGAUGGUAUAUCAACAGCACUGUAAACAUGGUAUAAUAGCUUGUAUAUAUAAUGAUGGUAUACCAACAGCACUGUAAACAUGGUAUAAUAGCUGGAAAAUAUAAUGAUGGUAUAACAACAGCACUGUAAACAUGGUAUAACAGCUGGAAUAUAUAAUGAUGGUACAACAACAGCACUGUCAACAUGAUAUAAUAGCUGGAAUAUAUAAUGAUGGUAUAACAACAGCACUGUCAACCUGUUAUAACAGCUGGAAUAUAUAAUGAUGGUAUAACAACAGCACUGUCAACAUGGUAUAAUAGCUGGAAUAUAUAAUGAUGGUAUAACAACAGCACUGUCAACAUGGUAUAAUAGCUGGAAUAUAAAAUGAUGGUAUAACAACAGCACUGUAAACAUGGUAUAACAGCUGGAAUAUAUAAUGAUGGUAUAACAACAGCAUUGUCAACAUGGUAUAACAGCUGGAAUAUAUAAUGAUGGUAUGACAACAGCACUGUAAACAUGGUAUAACAGCUGGAAUAUAUAAUGAUGGUAUGACAACAGCACUGUAAACAUGGUAUAACAGCUGGAAUAUAUAAUGCUGGUAUGAUAACAGCACUGUAAACAUGGUAUAACAGCUGGAAUAUAUAAUGCUGGUAUGACAACAGCGCUUUUAACAUGAUAUAACAGCUGAAAUAUAUAAUGCUGGUAUGACAACUGUGCUGUAAACAUGGUGUAACAUCGUCACUGUAUAAAUGUGUAUAACAGAUGCACCAAA
Molecule: messenger RNA, 4686 nt
Organism: Haliotis rufescens (red abalone)
Lineage: Eukaryota; Metazoa; Mollusca; Gastropoda; Lepetellida; Haliotidae
Exons: 11
Coding region: 2183-3220 (345 amino acids)
Source: RefSeq, a predicted model, not a curated record